AUGUCCGGCGGCCUGCUGAAGCCCGAGAAGGACUUCACCAAGGAUGCUGACAAGCUUAUCCCGGAGGCGGAAGAUCUCGCAAAGACCGAUGUCCAGGGAGCAAUCGAUAAGCUGUUGGGUCUGGAGAAGCAAUCCAGACAGGCAUCCGAUCUUGCCACUACAUCGCGACUCCUGAUUGCCAUUGUCACCAUUAGCAAGAACUCCGGCGACUGGAACCUUCUGAACGACCAAGUGCUGCUCCUAUCAAAGAAACAUGCCCAACUCAAGCAGGCCACAACGAAGAUGGUGCAGACGGUGAUGAAAUUCCUGGAUGAGACACCUAGCCUGGAGGUCAAGAUGUCUGUUAUCGAAACUCUGCGCACAGUGACUGAGGGAAAGAUCUUCGUUGAAGUAGAGCGCGCCCGCGUUACCCGCAUCCUUUCAAAUAUCAAGAAGACCCAAGGUGAUCUCACUUCGGCAGCAGACAUCUUGUGUGAGUUGCAGGUGGAGACAUUUGGGUCAAUGACGAGACGGGAAAAGACAGAAUUCAUCCUGGAGCAGGUCUCUUUGUGUAUUGAGCGCGGAGACUGGACCCAAGCUCAGAUUCUCAGCCGCAAGAUCAACAAGCGGUACUUCAACCGCAAGCCGAAGAAGUCAGCUGAGCAGAUCGAGACGCUCAAGAAGGAGGCAGAGGAGCGAGAGAAGACCCGUGGGCCUGAUGAGCCACCUAUGGAGGUGGAUGACGACGUCACAGAUCUCAAGCUUCGUUACUUCGAACAGCAGAUUACCUUGGCCAACCACGAUAACAAAUAUCUCGAGGUUUGCAAGAACUACCGGGAAGUCCUGGACACGGAAGCAGUUGAGAACAACCCGGAGCAUCUGCGUGCCUCACUUGCCCGUAUUGUGUACUACGUUGUCCUGUCUCCCUACGAUAAUGAACAAUCCGACCUCUUGCACCGCAUCAAACAAGACUCGCGGCUGUCACAAGUUCCCGAGGAAUCCCGCUUGCUGAAGCUGUUCACCAUCCCCGAGCUGAUGCGCUGGCCUAUGGUUGCCGAGCAGUUCGGCCCCCACCUGUGCAGCACAGACGUGUUCGACGCCGAGGCGAAGCAGUCUACUGAGAACCAAGCAAACCAGAGGUGGAAAGACCUGCGGAAGCGAGUCAUUGAGCACAAUGUCCGUGUAGUGGCCAAGUACUACACUCGCAUUCAGAUGGGCCGUCUGACCCAGCUUUUGGAUCUGACUGAGGAAGAGACGGAGAAGUACAUUAGUGAUCUGGUCACGUCGAAGACCAUCUACGCUAAGAUUGACCGACCCGCACGGUUGGUCAACUUUGCCAAACCCCGGGAUGCCGAUGAUGUCCUGAACGAGUGGAGCAGCGAUAUGAAGAAUCUGCUGGGUCUGCUCGAGCGGAUCGACCAUCUGAUCACCAAGGAGGAGAUGAUGGCCCGUAUCCAGCCCACUCGCAGCGACAUGGGCAAGGCGCAUUGA
Molecule: messenger RNA, 1470 nt
Organism: Penicillium crustosum
Lineage: Eukaryota; Fungi; Ascomycota; Eurotiomycetes; Eurotiales; Aspergillaceae
Product: proteasome regulatory particle lid subunit RPN5
Exons: 5
Coding region: 1-1470 (489 amino acids)
Cellular component (GO): cytoplasm; nuclear proteasome complex; proteasome regulatory particle, lid subcomplex
Source: RefSeq, a predicted model, not a curated record